Messenger RNA from Drosophila ananassae, 6669 nucleotides. It is a transcript of the gene sno, whose product is annotated as protein strawberry notch. Gene Ontology annotation, molecular function: chromatin DNA binding; histone binding. The record is from RefSeq and is a predicted model, not a curated record. Lineage: Eukaryota; Metazoa; Arthropoda; Insecta; Diptera; Drosophilidae. Bases 633 to 5660 code for a protein of 1675 amino acids. Gene Ontology annotation, cellular component: nucleus. The transcript is spliced from 13 exons. Gene Ontology annotation, biological process: regulation of DNA-templated transcription.
AAUACCGAUAGGUCCAUCCAUCGAUAGUAAAAUAAUCGAUGCAUCGAUGUUCCGCCACCUCUAGUUACGUGUUUUCGGCUUCUCUUCACUUCCUUUUCGUUUCCUUCCUCCUUCAUUUUGUUGUUGUUGUUGCUGUUGCCACUCGGCUGCCGUUAGUGUGUGAUUAAACAAUAAACAAAUCACAAAUCGCGGCAGCAACAACAAUCGCCUAUAAACGCAAGUAAAUCUAAGCCAGGCCACCACCACCACCGCCGUCUCUGCCUCCGCCACCGCCACCGCCAGUCCCGUUCCCCCCCACCAAUCCCCUUGCCGUGCCGCGCGCGGUGUGUCUUAAUAUUGCGGAGUAAUUUUUCGCUGCAUUUGCUGACUGGCUGGCCGCCCAAUCGGUUCCCAACCUCUCCCCCUGGCUGGCUGGAUCAUUCUGGCCCGCAGACCCAACAACAACCACACAAAACGAGUGCCAAUCGAGAACAAAAACAAGAAAAGAUCGAAACGGAACGGUGUUCCCAACGCAGUUCGAGUGAAAAACGCGUGUGGAGCAGCGCCCGCGACUCUGUUCAUAUAAAUUUUUUUUGUUGGUUAAAAACAGUUAACAACCGAAAGAGCAAAACAAAAACAACUGUAGCUCCAAAAUGACAUCAAAGAAGCGUAAAACCCUUUUAGACGCCGACGACGAGGAUGACAACUUUGAUGAGGACGAUUCCGGUUCCGACUUCGACGAUGACGAGGAUCCAGAUCAAAUAGAAGUACCAGGUGGAGGUCGAGAUCUGAACACGGCAGUCACCUACGCCCAGAACAUUCGCAGCGGGGUGGGUGUGCCCAAGACCAGUGCUCCAGUGCCCAUUGAAUCGGCCAAAAUAGUCAUCAAUAACAACAACAUCAAGCCGAUAUCCUUGCUGCGCAUCAACAACAACAACAAGCCCAUAGUGGGCAGCAUCCUUGCGAAUAAUAUUAAAAACAGUAACGGCACCACCGCCGUCACUGCCAGCCCGCUACGUAAGAUAAUCACUCCGAUAACCACCACAGUCCGGCCAGUGGUGGGCGGAGCUGGGACGGCGACCGUCGGAGGCGUGACAGUGGGCGGCAAGAUCACCGCGAUCCCGAUACCCAGAAAAGUAGUGCUAGAGAAUAAUUUAAGCAACAUGCCAAAGAAACUAAAUAACACAAUAACUGCGAGGAGCAGCAGCAGCAACCCAGCGGCCAGUGGCGGGUCUGCUGGUGGCAUCUCCGGAGCAGGCGGCGGCGGCGGAGGAGGGGGAUCGGCCAGCAGUUACCUGAGCAGCGGCGCCGGGAGCUACCUGAACAGCCUGAGCACCAACGAGCUGAUGAACCUGGCCGCCUACGUGGCCGCCAAGGGAAACAGUGGCCCCCCGCCGCCGCCCCCCUCGACGGCCACCAACUCGGUGAAGAGUGCAGGGAUGGGGGCAGGGGCUGGGGCAGCGGGCUAUUAUGGAGGCGGUGGCGCCUCCACGGCCUCCACCUCCGCCUCUGCCGCCAACUUCAACAUGGCCGCGUCUUUAUUGGCGCAGAUGAGCUAUGCGGGCGCCGCCUCGCCCAUCCGCCCCUACAAGGUGACCCCCACGGGCCUCCAGAAGAUGGCACCCGCCACCACAGUGGCCACCACCAAAGGAGCGCCUGGCUCAGGAGCGGUCAGCGGGGCAACCGGAGCUGCCGGAGGAGCCGGCGCUGGCGGGGUCAAGGGCGGCACCGCCAUGAUGGAGGCCAUCCAGAAGCUGAUCGCCAUGAACCCGGAAUACCUGACCAGCGGAAUCCCCAACAACGUGUUCCAGCUGUUCAUGCAGUCGAUGCAGCAACCCCGUCCGAAUGCGGCGGUGCCGACCAUGCAGGUAAACCCCGGCACCGGUAUGUCCGCCACUGCUAGCAGCGUCGUGGGGGCACAUCCCUCGGCGGUUACUUACGUCCAGCAGGAGGACGACGAGGCCGACUACGAGGAGAUGGGCGUGGCCGAGACUUAUGCGGACUACUGGCCAGCAAAGUUGAAGCUGGGCAAAAAGCAUCCGGACGCCGUGGUGGAGACCGCCUCGCUUAGCUCCGUGGAGCCAUGUGAUGUCUACUACAAACUAUCCAUUCCCGCCGAGACCAUCAACAGUGGCCAGCUGAGCGCCCUCCAGCUGGAGUCCAUUACGUACGCCUCCCAGGCCCACGACCACCUCCUGCCCGACGGCAGCCGGGCCGGCUUCCUCAUCGGCGACGGUGCUGGUGUGGGCAAGGGCCGCACCAUUGCCGGAAUCAUCUACGAGAACUAUCUGAAGGGGCGCAAGAAGGCGCUCUGGAUAUCCGUGUCCAAUGAUCUCAAAUACGAUGCCGAGCGGGAUCUCAGCGAUAUUGGAGCCAGUCGCAUCGACGUCCAUGCUCUAAACAAGUUCAAGUACGCCAAAAUCAGCUCGGAUGUGAACAACAACUGCAAGCGCGGCGUCAUCUUCAGCACCUAUUCCGCCCUGAUCGGUGAGUCGAACAACAAGACGGGCAAGUACCGGUCCCGCUUCCGCCAGCUGCUGCAGUGGUGUGGCGAGGACUUCGAGGGCCUGAUCAUCUUCGACGAGUGCCACAAGGCCAAGAAUCUGUGCCCGGUGGGCUCCGGCAAGCCGACAAAGACGGGCCAAACAGUCCUGGAGCUGCAGCAGAAGUUGCCAAAGGCGCGAGUCGUCUACGCCUCCGCCACGGGCGCCUCCGAGCCCAAGAACAUGGCGUACAUGGUGCGCCUGGGUCUCUGGGGCCAGGGUACGGCGUUCGGCAACUUCAAUGACUUCAUAACCGCUGUGGAGAGACGUGGUGUUGGUGCCAUGGAGAUCGUGGCCAUGGACAUGAAACUGCGAGGCAUGUACAUCGCCCGACAGCUGAGCUUCAAGGGCGUCAGUUUCAAGAUCGAGGAGGUGCCACUCUCCAAGGAGUUCCGCAAGAUCUACGACCAGUCGGUGGAGCUCUGGGUGGAGGCCAUGCAGAAGUUCACCGAGGCGGCGGAGCUGAUCGACGCUGAGAGCCGCAUGAAGAAGACGAUGUGGGGCCAGUUCUGGUCCUCGCAUCAGCGCUUCUUCAAGUACCUCUGCAUCGCCGCGAAGGUCAACCAUGCGGUGACAGUGGCCCGCGAGUCCAUCAAGUAUGGCAAGUGCGUGGUCAUCGGCCUGCAGUCCACCGGCGAGGCUCGUACUCUCGACCAGCUGGAGCGGGAUGACGGCGAGCUCACUGACUUUGUUUCCACCGCAAAAGGCGUCUUCCAGUCGUUUGUGGAGCGCCACUUCCCCGCCCCCGAUCGCAAUCGCAUCAACCGCAUCCUGGGCCUCUACGACGAUGCACCCGCCGCUGAUUCCGCUUCCGGUUUCGGUCACAACAACAACAACAGCAGCUCGGGAGCUACUGCGGCGGCUGGCAAGCGCAAGGCCGGAGGAGCAGCUGCCAGUGGCCAGGACAAUGGCAAGUCGAAGAAGAAGAAGCGCCGGAACUCGUGGCAGGACUUUGACGACAGCGACGAGGACGAGGACAGGAAGCCGAAGAUCGAGGCCGAGAGUCCCAAUAGCGACAGCGACGAGGCGAACAGCGACGAUGCCUUCGGCAGCGAUCGGGAUGACGAUGAUGAGGACGAGGACGACGACCAGGAUGGCGACAGCGACCGGCGCAGCGUCGCCAGCGAUGCCAGCUCCGACUUCAAUCCCUUCUUCAGCGGCAGCGACAGCGACAUCGAUCCCUGGGUGAACGCCCGCAGCAAGAAGACCACCAAGAAGAAAGCCCAGAAGAAGGUCAAGAAGAAGGUGAAGAAGGAGAAGAUCAAGAAGGAGCCCGGCGGCUCCACCGACGCCGCCAGCAUGCAGGGCAACACAGCCAUGUCCGCGGCCGUGGCGGCUGCCUUGAACGCGGCCAAGACCCGCAAGUCGCAGCUCUCCACGCAGGACAAGAUCCAGGACCUGCUGCAGAAGAAGCAGGAGCUCAAGGGCACGGUGACGCCGGUGGGCGUCAAUGGCGUCAAGCUGAACUACGGUCCGCCGCCGAAGGACGCCAUCGAGCGGGCCUGCACCAUGAAGGAGGAGCUGCUGCGUAAGAUCGAGCGACUGGGAUCCCGACUGCCGCCGAACACGCUGGAUCAGCUGAUCGACGAGCUGGGCGGACCGGACAACGUGGCCGAGAUGACGGGCCGUCGCGGUCGGGUGGUCCAAAACGACGACGGCUCCAUACAGUACGAGUCCCGCACGGAAUCGGACGUGCCCCUGGAGACGCUGAACAUCACCGAGAAGCAACGCUUCAUGGACGGCCAAAAGGACGUGGCCAUCAUCUCGGAGGCGGCCUCCAGUGGUAUCUCCUUGCAGAGCGAUCGCCGAGUCUUCAAUCAGCGCCGGCGUGUCCACAUCACCCUGGAGCUGCCCUGGUCGGCGGACCGAGCCAUCCAGCAGUUCGGUCGCACCCAUCGUUCGAAUCAGGUCAAUGCCCCCGAGUACAUUUUCCUGAUCUCUGACUUGGCUGGCGAACGCCGUUUCGCGUCCACGGUGGCUAAGCGCCUGGAAUCUCUGGGCGCUCUGACCCACGGCGAUCGCAGGGCCACGGAAACCCGUGAUCUCUCCCAGUUCAAUAUCGACAACAAGUACGGUCGCCAGGCCCUGGAGACGGUGAUGCGCACCAUUAUGGGCUACGAAUCGCCGCUGGUGCCCCCGCCCACGGACUACAGUGGCGAGUUCUUCAAGGACAUUGCCGGGGCGCUGGUGGGCGUGGGAAUCAUAGUCAACAGCGAGAGCCAUCCGGGAGUGCUCAGUCUGGACAAGGACUACAACAACAUAUCAAAGUUUCUCAAUCGCAUCCUCGGAUGUCCGGUUGACUUGCAGAACCGACUCUUCAAGUACUUUACGGACACCAUGACGGCCAUCAUCCUGCAAGCCAAGCGGGGCGGUCGCUUCGAUCUGGGCAUUGUGGAUCUGGGUGCCGCUGGUGAGAAUGUCACCCGAGUCCGACUUAUACGCUUCCUGCGCAAACAUGCCACCGGAGUGGCUCCCACGGAGCUGCACACAGUGCGUGUGGAGCGUGGAAUGAUCUGGCAGGAGGCUAUUGAUAAAUACGCCGACCUCUUCAAUGACAACGAGGGCUUCUACCUGUCCCACCAGCUGCGCAACCAGAAGCGUACCGCCAUCCUGGUGGUGGUUCUCGAGCAGCAGCCGUCCCGCAGCUCGACGAGCACCGAUGCGGAGAAUGCCAAAAAGAAAAAGACCCGCAGCAAAAAGGAGAUCAUGUGCCAGAUCUAUCGGCCCAACACGGGCCUCCAGGUGCGGCACGAAUCCCUGUUCGAGCUGGAGAAGAAGUACCGGCCGGUGGCCAGCGAGGAAGCCGAGCCGCACUGGACAGAGCAGUAUGAUGCGUCGGUGAACACCUGUUCCCACGCCUACUGGAACGGCAACUGCCGGAAUGUCAGCAUGGGUCACGAUUGUGAGGUGGGAUUGCGGCAGCGACUGUACCACGUCCUGGCCGGGUCGGUUCUGUCCGUUUGGGGACGCGUCGAGCACAUUCUAAAUACACGUUCCAACAGCAAAAUGCAGGUGAUACGCAUGAAGACAACGGAGGGCGAGAAGAUUGUCGGCACGAUGAUCCCGAAGUCCUGCUUCGAGCUUCUGAUGAACGACCUGCGCAGCGACUCCGAGAAGCAGGAGGAGUUCAACUACUGAACCGCCGGGCCGCCCAGCAAGGAGUAGAAUGGGCUCCGGCUCCCCUUUUGUGUGUGAUUUUGUUAUGGCUUCGAUUUGAAGAUCCUCGGGAUACGCAUCUUCCAGCACCCCCACAUCCACCCCCACCCCCGGAGGCCAAGCAAGAGAGUGUGUGGGCGGAGAGGAGGACAGGCUAGACGGGCGGACGAGGAAAGCCUCUUAAGUAAUAUACAUAUAUAAAUACUAUAAUUACGUUUAACUAUUAAAUAUAAAUGUGUAUCUAUAUAUAUAUAGAUAUAUAUAGCACGUAUGUAUGUAAAAUGACAUGAAGCAUGCUGAGGAGAAGAAUCCAGGACAGCCGCUAUACUUUUUUCAACAUUUUUUUUCUAUUGACAUAUUUUUAAAUAGACUUAGUGCACGUUAAACCCCCAAAACCCCAGAACCCCCCGAACCCAGACACCAGACACUAGACAGACACCCAAACAGAAUGGAUGGAAGCUAUGUAGGGAGAGUAUCGUAAUGAAAGUGAAGAAAUGAAAACGCUUAUAUGAAUGGACUUUUUCUCAAUGAUGAAAUAAUAAUUUAAAUUAUCACCUUUAGUUUAACACCCACACGCUAACCCACGGCCAAGAAAUCGGCUACACACUUUGUAAACUAUUUAUUUUUUAUCAUUUAUUCCACAUACACACACACAUGUACACUUAAUAAGAUAAAUACAUUAUUAAUCGUUUUCUUUACAACGUAACUAAACCAUUAUAAGGUAUAUAUUUUUGAUGGCUGCAGCGCAGUGCAGCUAUACGAAGGAGAACCCCAAGCUAAGGCAUUUUUUUUUCUUAAAUUUAAACACAAAACUGCAGUUUGUAGUUAGAAGUAUCUACUUGUAAUACCUAAAAUAAGUUAAGCAUCUGAAAGAGAAAGCAAAAGUUUAAGAAAAAACGCGGCAGAGAGAAUAAAUGUGAAAAUUAGAAGAGAAGUAAGCGUGUGCACACAUACGUACAAUUAAUAAAUAUAAAUGUGCGGAUUAAAUGAA